Messenger RNA from Chilo suppressalis (striped riceborer), 2446 nucleotides. NCBI's taxonomy places the organism in Eukaryota, Metazoa, Arthropoda, Insecta, Lepidoptera, Crambidae. The record is from the annotation of a GenBank genome assembly.
UACACUGACAUUUCCAAUGUAUCCAUUGCCAAUAAAUAAAUAAAAAACACUGACAUUUCUUUCCAAACCAAAAUACCUAUUUUUAAAUUUAUUAGUUUCUAAGUUUAAGUUUAAUUUUUUAAUGGGUACAUAAAUAAAAAGUAAGCAAAGUAGCUAUUCUCGAAGGUGUUUUUAAGAAUAGAUACAUAAUAUAAUACAUAUUGAAGGUAAUAAUAAAUUUGGUUAAAAUUUCUCGUUCGCUGUGCCUUUAUAAAUAUUACUAAUCUCCGUACUCCGUAAAAGGGGAAUAACCGCUACCUACUUAUUUUUUUCAAUUUUCACUAAACAAGCCACUGCGAUUUAUUUGAAGGUUGUACCAAUUACAACGAGUAGGUGUAAGCACUGACAAACUUCUCAGCCUGUGCUUGCAGUAACCGUCUUUACACAAGUUUGUAUAUAUAUUUUGACAGGACCUACAUAGUAUACAAUUAUUUCUUGAAGAAAGAAAAAUACUCGUCAACAUUUUAAGUAGAUCUCACCAUGAAGACAGCUGUGACUGUGCUGCAGGAGAUGAUGGUGAAAAUGAGUCAGAUCCCUGACUACGAAUGUAUAUCGCAGUCAGGGCCUGAGCACCAGGCGAUGUUUGAGUACCGGUGCGCGGCUCUGGGGGCUAUGGUGACGGCCCAGGCGCGCUCCAAGAAGGAAGCCAAGCAGGAGGCCGCGCGCCUCAUGCUGCGCGCGCUCGCGGCCCGGGGACACUUGGUGCCCGCGCCCUACGGCCUGCACGACCGAGCGCCGGACGGAACGGGCGGGCCGGCAGUGGAGGCAGGGGCGGGGGUGGGGGUGGGGGCUCGACAGACGGGGCAGGGUGGGGAGGCGGGGGGCAGUAGCAGCAGUGUCUCGGGCGGGUCGCGCAGCUACGUAGCGCUGCUGCAGGAGCUGGGGACGGAGUACCGCCUGCCGGGGGUGGAGUACACGCUGGUGGGGGACACGGGCCCGCCCCACCUGAGGCACUUCACGGUGCAGGCGCGAGUGGGGCACCGCACCAGCGAGGCCACCGCCACCACCAAGAAGGCGGCGCGACAGAAGGCCGCCGAGCAACUAUACACCUAUCUGAGGGAGAACCUGGCCAGGCUCACCGCUGACUUUGUUGAGGAGGAAGCCCUAGUGCGCGCGCACGAAAAAGCCAUGGAGCGCUACCUGGAGUCCCGCGAGGAGACGCGGCGCCCCGACCUGGGCCAGACGAUCGCCGACUACCACCUAGGUUUGGUCACUCACAUCGAGGCGGACAAGUGCUCGGAAUCGCUGCGACAGCUGGAACUGGGUGGAGGGGAAGAGCUGGAGCGAAUGCUGCGUGUGCUGGGGCUCAACAUGCAGGAGUCGGUAUUGUCGGGCGGAGUUCACGUGGUCCGCAUCGACGCGCAGCCCCCGCUCGCAUUCGCGGGCAAUGACCCCGAGCUGCCGCGCGCCGCCGCGCUGCGAUACCUGCGCCGGGCUCUCGCACAAAAACCGCCCUCAUCUGCCUCUACCACCAGCUCCACCACUGGAUAGAUUGUACCGCCUUCUGUUAUAAUAAAUGUAAACAUAUUAAAUACCCUAGAUACACCACUUGCGCUCAAAAUGUGUCCCAAUCGAGAAGUGCUCUCGAGCGCUUCUUUGUUCGCAGUCCCGCGCGGACCGUUGAAAAGAUACCGCAGAGCUCUAUGAAAAAAUAUGAAAACAAUAUAUUGUUUUAAACUUUCAUGGUCACUAACAUUAUAGUAAUAUAAGUUAUAUACGGGAUUGUUACCACGUACCUUUGUUCACUGUUGCAAGCGCCAUGACCACGAUCAGUAACUCUCAGUUACUCCGUGAUCAUGGCGCUUGCAACAGUGCCGAAAUAUCGGAAAUUCGCUAAAAACAAGGUACAUGGUAACAAUCCCGUAAAUAACUUAUAUUACUAUAAUAUGAAAAAAUACUUAUAGUACGUUAAGUGUCGUAUUUUCGACAGGUGUUUAAACAAUGUUUGUUAAUUUAACGCAUUUGAAGCAAUUUUUGUUCUGAUACGUCCUAUAAAAUGACUUAACAGAAAAUAUUUGUAAUAUUCAAAUGCAUGGACGGUAGUAUAGCCGUCUCUUUCCCUCGCGGUCCGCACCUGCUAUUUUGCUAACAGCUCAAAAUUGCGUGUAGAGUCAAAAGAAAUAAGGUCUAUAUUCUUCCGCAUAUAGCAGUAAGCCGUAAAAUUUUACGAACUGUAUUUCGAACUGUCGUGUCUUUUUGACGUACGCGUUUUAAUUAAAACCUUAUACAGUAUGAGUUAAAGGUGACUUUCAAUGAUUUAAUAAUGCGAUAUAUUGUUUUUGACUACGCGAUCGUCUCAGCUCCGUGGAUCAUUCAAUGUACCUUUUGGACAGGUUUCGGCCACGAUUUUGUUCGUGUUGGUGUAUCUGGGGUAUUUAAUAUCGUUGAAUAAAUGUAUAUAUAACUG